AUUCCGUAAAUAUUACUCAAGGGCCAGGCAGGCAGCUGGUUAAGGCUGGCGGCGGGCGAAGAUGGGCGCCGAGCGCGCUGGGGGCACCUGGAUGGGGCACCCCGCCCGGUCGGAGAGCGCGGGCCCGGGAAGGCUCCCGGAGGCGACGGCAGGGCGGGACGCUGAGAGCUGGCAGACUCUGUACCCGGAGGCCUAGCCGCGGACCCUAGCGCACCUUGGUGGGGGCAACCGCGUCAGAAACCCAGACCUGGCGUGACUUCCUGCCCGGGAGGCCCCGCGGCCUCGGGCUCUGGACGCGGGCCAGGGAGGCGCCGCCCGCGAAGCGGCGCUUCCUGGGCGCAGCGGGCGCGGGAGGAGCGCGGUUAGCGCACCUGGAGCGCCCGCAGGUCCGGCGGGCACGCGCGGCGACAUGGAGGACGGCGUGCUCAAGGAGGGCUUCCUCGUCAAGAGGGGUCACAUUGUCCACAACUGGAAGGCACGAUGGUUCAUCCUUCGGCAAAACACGUUGCUGUACUACAAGCUUGAGGGGGGUCGGAAGGUGACCCCUCCCAAGGGCCGGAUCCUUCUGGAUGGCUGUGCUAUCACCUGCCCCUGCCUGGAGUAUGAAAACCGACCACUCCUCAUUAAGCUGAAGACUCGAACAUCCACCGAGUACUUCCUGGAGGCCUGUUCCCGAGAAGAGAGGGACGCCUGGGCCUUUGAGAUAACGGGGGCUAUUCACGCCGGGCAGCCGGGGAAGGUCCAGCAGCUCCACAUCCUGAAAAACUCCUUCAAGCUGCCCCCUCACAUCAGCCUGCAUUGCAUUGUGGACAAGAUGCACGACAGCAGCGGUGGAAUCCGGCCAAGCCCCAACAUGGAGCAGGGAAGCACCUACAAAAAGACCUUCAUAGGCUCCUCCCUGGUGGACUGGCUCAUCUCCAACAGCUUUUCUGCCAACCGUCUGGAGGCCGUGACCCUGGCCUCCAUGCUCAUGGAAGAGAACUUCCUGAGGCCGGUAGGUGUCCGAAGCAUGGGAGCCAUUCGCUCUGGAGACCUGGCCGAACAGUUCCUGGAUGACUCCACGGCCCUGUACACUUUUGCUGAGAGCUACAAGAAGAAGAUAAGCUCCAAGGAAGACAUCAGUCUCAGCACUGUGGAGUUAAGUGGCGCAGUGGUGAAACAAGGCUAUCUGGCCAAGCAGGGGCACAAGAGGAAAAACUGGAAGGUGCGGCGCUUUGUUCUGAGGAAGGAUCCGGCUUUCCUGCAUUACUAUGACCCUUCCAAAGAGGAGAACCGGCCAGUGGGUGGGUUUUCUCUUCGCGGCUCACUCGUGUCUGCUCUGGAGGAUAACGGCGUUCCCACUGGGGUUAAAGGGAAUGUCCAGGGGAAUCUCUUCAAAGUGAUUACCAAGGAUGACACACACUAUUAUAUCCAGGCCAGCAGCAGGGCUGAGCGAACUGAGUGGAUUGAAGCUAUCAAAAAGCUAACGUGACAAGGAAAUGUGUUCCCAAAGGAACAGGAUUCCUCCCUCCUACCAGAAUGGUACAGACAGGAUUGCCUGCAGAAUGGGAGUGUGUUAAGACUUUUAGCCGCUGUAUAUUUUGUAUGGCUUUGCAGUGAGACUGGAGUUCCUUUGCUCACAAUUGGCAGUGGUGCUUUUUCCUUCCCCACCUUCCUGUUAACAGCCUGGAAAUGCUAGAAUCGCCGUGAGGCGUCAGCAUCUUGACUUUCACCCAUCCUCACAGCUAGCUAUUCCUCCGGCACCAAAGUAGGUUUUCCUGUUGUAACACUAACUAGCCAUAUUGUAAUACUAAAUAAAACACUAGUCUCAUGUUGGCUUUCUCUGAAAUGCUGUCAAAAACUAACUCCUUCUCUGGAAUGAAUAAAAACAGACAUUUCUAGCUA
Zalophus californianus (California sea lion) is the source of this 1884-nucleotide messenger RNA. It is a transcript of the gene PLEK2, whose product is annotated as pleckstrin 2. The transcript is spliced from 9 exons. Gene Ontology annotation, cellular component: plasma membrane. Bases 410 to 1471 code for a protein of 353 amino acids. NCBI's taxonomy places the organism in Eukaryota, Metazoa, Chordata, Mammalia, Carnivora, Otariidae. Gene Ontology annotation, biological process: intracellular signal transduction; actin cytoskeleton organization. The record is from RefSeq and is a predicted model, not a curated record.